Molecule: messenger RNA, 2837 nt
Organism: Oncorhynchus tshawytscha (Chinook salmon)
Lineage: Eukaryota; Metazoa; Chordata; Actinopteri; Salmoniformes; Salmonidae
Product: receptor activity-modifying protein 1
Exons: 4
Coding region: 1668-2195 (175 amino acids)
Biological process (GO): receptor internalization; regulation of G protein-coupled receptor signaling pathway; cellular response to hormone stimulus
Cellular component (GO): membrane; cell surface; signaling receptor complex
Molecular function (GO): coreceptor activity
Source: RefSeq, a predicted model, not a curated record
UAUUACACAACAUAAUGAUCAUAGAUGGAUUAUGUUUGAAAUGUUUGUAAAGGUGAAACACCCCAUUCAUGUUCUAAACAAACAUUACCGCAGAGGUUUGUCCUUCGUCAUCGCUAUCGCGCAACACUUUGAUGUGAAAUUAUAUUUGAAUCCAUUGGGGACUCUGUUGGACAAGCACUGUAAACACAUGGGUUCAGAACAAAACUGUCCAACCUCUUAAAAAAAAAAAGAAAAGACAACCGAGAUGCAGCUCUCUGCCAAGAGUCCUAGGCUUCUAGCAUAACGUGAGGCCAAGACAAACCUGUGGGGAGGUCCCCACCAGUGGUGAAUCAGCAGCAGCUGACACAAGGCCUAUAAUUGUCUGGGGUCAAAGAUGAAAUGAAACCUUGUUACAGGCAUCCCCCCAACUGGGCUGCACUUCCUGUAUUUGUUCACCAUUCACCCCAUGUGAUGGGUGUGUUCAACACAUGAACUCUAGAGUUGUGAAACAACUGGAACUUUGGAGCAGCUAGCUCCCCUUCACUGUUCCUCACCCUACGAUUUCCUUUUUCUCUCUCUCCGCUCCCCUCCAACUCACCCAACUCUGAGCUCCUCCUCUGCUGAAAAGACACAUUUCCUGAUGUCAUUACUAAAUCAAAACCAUUGCUCAGCAAACAGAUGUGUUCAGGGGCCCAACCACACUGCGUAGCAUAGAUUGUCCUGAGAAUACAUCCUCUAAAUCUUUUUAAAGUCACUUUAAAUGUUUUUAUUUCAUCCCAGUAAUCGACAAAGACUUGUUAUUUUGAAAUACGUCCUUUUUUGAUAAGGAGCUUGAGGUACGAAUAAUCGUUUUAGUGAUGAUGAAGAAGUGGUCUAAUGCGUUGUCUUUGAAGAGCAGUAUGAAACGGAGACCGUAGUCUGCUGAGGUAACAGUCAUGCAGCUCCACAUGGCUCAAGGUACGACAUAAAGAUCCAGGAGGAGUCCACCCAUAUUCCCAGCCUUAUCCUAUUGUAUGAACGCUGAAAGUCCUAUUGAGUUGGAUCUUUGCAUUACUUGCCUGUGGCUGUGGGGCAGAUAGAGAGUAGGUCGUCGCAAACAGCUGGCUGACUCUAAUAACGUCUUCCAGAUAUGAAUCCACAGCCGUCUGCACAGCACACCGUGCGUAGUCAUGAUUACAUCCACCCUAAACGCCCUGGUCCUAAAUGUUUACUUAUGUUUUCCGAUUUGGCAUAGGCAGCCCUCAAGGGAAAUAAAUCACAAGCUGCACAAGUCAGCCAGGCCUUUGACUGUGAUAAAUGGAGACUAAAAUGUUUGAGAGUUCAAGAGUAAAAGGUUUUCAGAUGUGAGUCCAGCCCAACUUGGGUGUGCUCCCUUUUAUUUGAGAGAGAGAGAAAGAGAGAGGACAAUCUUUUGAGCCUCCACCCCUUUAAAAGGCAAGACAAUCCUAAAGAAAUGCACUGGAGAGGGGAAGAGCUUGCUGCCAAGGCUCAGGGCAGACAGACAGAUCCGCGAGGAACAUCUGGUAACCUAACCGCGGGUAACACCGAUCUGACAUCUGGUAGCCGAGGGUAAUGCCGCGUCUAGCUGCUUCCACCCAUGUCUAGUUUCCUGUUCUGCCCUGCAGGGCUCGGUGUUAGAAGUUCAGGCUCAGUCUAGAUGGUCGUCAGUCAGUGGGGGAAACUCUCCUAUGUUCACGUUCUCUGACAUGAAGGGAGCGCUUGUUUUCUUUGGGAUGCUCCUCUCUGUUCUCUCUGACGUUAGCCCCGAAGAUAGAGGAUUCUCCAGUGGAUUAGGUUGUGGGAAUAAGUAUGUUAACUGUGAACAAUACUGUGAAGUUUGUGAGUAUUUUCCCCCAAGGACAGAGUGCUAUGUGACCUUAUUUGAGGAAACCUGCUACAGUAAUUUUGUAGGUGCCAUGGAGUCAUUAAACAACACAGACUGGUGCAACUGGAACAAUGUGAAGAGGAUGUAUAACGCCUUCACCAUGUGCACAGAGGAGAUAGCAGAGUGUCUGCUGAUCCCCUGGCCCAACAGGAUGGUGGAGAAUGUGUUUGUAAACAUCCACUCCAGGUUCUUCCGGGACUGCCCAAACGAGGCACUGAGCGACCCCCCGCCCAGCAUCGUGUUUGCCUUGGUAAUGACCCCCAUCUGCCUCAUCCCCAUCAUGGUGGUCCUGGUGGUGCUCAAGACCAAGAACGGAGAUGGCAGCUCCUGAUAGGACGUCCUGGAUCAGUCCUCAUCCCCCUGCCUCACCUCCAUGUUCAGACUCACUCUCUCCAUCCCCCAAGUAUUCAAGACUGGGGCCAUUGACACAACUAUUUUACAGGGAACUGCUUAUCGUCUUCCACCCGCUGAUGGCUUAGCUCUGUGGAGUCCUAUCAAAACAAUCUCAAAGCCCAACCACUUUACACGUGACCUUUUUGGAUGCACCGAUACAGAAUGAGUAGUACCACAUCGGCAUCGGCAUCGUCCAAGGAUACAGGGGUUCAAGAAAGGGUCCGUCGGUGUUGUGUAGAGUGUCAGGUCAGCAUCCUCUGGGUUGCUUCUUGAAAACUCAUCUUCUCCACAUUCCUCGAUGCUCCUCUAACGAAAAGUGGCGACAGCCAUGUAAACGUUUCGCCUCCCUACACGCCCUAGGAAAGUAUUUAAGAUAGUAGGGUUUAUGGACUUAUGUCAUUCUUGACAAUCCAUUCCAUUCCAUGACCAUCUCCAUCCUGUCCCAGAUGUGAACCCCGACAGUGACUAUGCUAAAAUGGUUACAUGUUUUACAAUAUUUUAAUUGUUUAUAUAUGUACAGUGGGGCAAAAAAGUAUUUGGUCAGUCACCAAUUGUGCAAGUUCUCCCACUUAAAAAGAUG